AUGUCGCCUCAGCUCAAGCCGCUGCUUCUCCCGCAGUUGGUGGAGGAGCGCCGUAAGUGGGAAGUACAACAAGUUAGCCCCGAAACCGACCUCUCAUACGUCUACUACACAACAAAUUCCUCCUCAUCCGAUGUUGCUUCGCCUAUCACCCCGACUUUCUCCCCUGGAAAGGGUCACUUCAGAAUGUCCAGCUCAACUUCUUCUCUCGAUCUGCCACCGCAAUUGAACGAAAACCCUGUGUCGCCUACACAAUCGGUUCACACAAAGCCGCCAAUGCGAUCAUUGCCCGAUGUUCAAGAGGAGCCUUUGGAACUAGACAACGAUAACAGCGACCGUAAAAGCCUUGCUCCUUCGGACCAGUUUAGUCUCUAUGACUGUUUGUGCGACAACUCUUGUGAUCUCCGAAAUAGUUCCGAAGAUAUCAUGUUCCAUGACAACAUCGUCCGCGAUUACGAUAUCGACUACGACAUGGGCUUCUUGAGUGACGGCGACAUGCCCGUGGACGAGCGAUCCCGUAAGAAGAGGUCUGGUAGCGAGUCACCUUUCGCCGGUCUUACGUCGCGCAUCGGCGCUCGUUUCCCCAACAUGCCUCUUUGGAAAUCAAGUGGUCGCAGGGGCAACCCCAUGCUAUCACCCAGCACUGAACUCAGCUUGGAAAGCGUUGUACUAUCUGGAGGUCCUUCAAGUCGAUCAUCAUCCAUGUCUGCACCCACCCGAUCUGGUCUAGAUCGCAUGUCGGAUAACACUGGCCUACCCACUCCUGCAGUAUCCUACUAUGGAAGCACCGAGAGUAUCAACCUACCUGCGCCUAUCGACAUUGAAAAGGCACAAGCGCUUAUCGAGCAAUCGGACCUCGAGCGAGAGCGAGGCAUGGCCACCACCCCCCUACUUCCUCCUCUAAUGACCAGCCCAUUGAGUGGACCACCACCAGAGUCACCUCUGCAGUCACCAACUAUCGCGCCGCCUUCUUCAACCACCGAAGUUCCGUCGCCGAUUCUUUCUACAACACAGUUCCCUCGACCAUCGCUCAGCACCAAGCCUUCGAUAUCGUCUUUUCGCUUUGGUGCCAACAGCCCUGAGGUUCCACUUCCUUUCCCUCCGAUGCUGCAAGAACACGAUGAAUGGUCGGAUCGCCUCGGCCACGCCAACUUCACAAUUUUCCCUCAGCCUUACCAGCCCGAGGCUGCGAACAUGGACGCGCUCCAGCAGUUGCGUAACGAUUGGGACGCAGCACGAUGCAACUAUACCAAGCACCUGGUGCGCACGGGCGAGAACUACGGCGAGACGAGCAAGAUCUAUGCUCUUACCGAGGCCAAAUGGACCCACAUCGAGAAGCGAUGGAGGGCAACCCACGAUGCCCUCAUGGCACAGAUUGCAGAAGCUACCAGCUCUGCACCUGGUUCAACAAGCACCUCACGAAGCCGAAGCCGUGGCCGCGGACGAGCACGAGCGAACAGCGGCGGUUCUAUCCUUGGUCGCCCACCUCCUAUGGACGAUGUCUUCGCCGGAAUGCAAUGGAAGCGACUAGAGGAUGGUCUACCCAGCGCAAUUCCCCGGCUCGUGGAUGCUGACGGCAAGUUCCCCGCCCGAGGCGACGAGGACAUUGUAGGACCUAUGCAACGGGACGAGGUUAUGCUACGGACGCACAGCGAAGAGCGAAGAGGGGCACGGUUCUGGAAGAGCCUUGCAGGCAAAGUUGGCCUGCGAAAGUAA
Fusarium sp. VM40 is the source of this 1713-nucleotide messenger RNA. The record is from the annotation of a GenBank genome assembly. NCBI's taxonomy places the organism in Eukaryota, Fungi, Ascomycota, Sordariomycetes, Hypocreales, Nectriaceae.